AUGGGACAUAAAAACGUCACAGAAUUUGUCCUCCUGGGACUUUUUAGUGAUGAGAAUGUGAAGGUUGCCUGCUCUGUGCUGUUCUCACUUUGCUAUAUUGCGAUUCUCUCAGGAAAUCUGCUCAUUCUUCUCACCAUCAGGGGCAGCCGCCUGGGUGAGCAGCCCAUGUAUUUUUUCCUCAGCUACUUUUCCUGCAUGGAUGUCUGCUUGACCUCCACAGUGGCCCCCAAACUCAUCACUGACUUGUUGGCCCAGCAGAAGACCAUCUCCUACAACAGCUGCCUGGCCCAGAUGUUUUAUGCCCACUUCUCUGGUGUCACUGAGAUCUUCAUCUUGGUGGCCAUGGCCUAUGACCGCUAUGCGGCCAUCUGCAGACCUCUUCACUAUAUGCUCAUCAUGAACAGACAGGUGUGCUAUGUCCUUGUAAUGGUGUCUGCUAUGGGAGCUUUCAUCCAUUCAAUCCUGCAUGUAUUGAUUAUUACUGGACUUCCCUUCUGUGGUCCCAAUCAGAUAGACCACUAUUUCUGUGAUGUAUUCCCCUUGCUGAAGCUGGCCUGCAUUGACACUAGCCUGUCGGUUAUUGCAAUCAUUACCACCACAGGAGUGCUGUCCAUCUUGACCUUUGUCACCUUGGUAAUUUCUUACAUCAUCAUCCUGUCCACCCUGAGGACUCGCUCCUCCGAGGGCUGCCGCAAAGCCCUCUCCACCUGUGGCUCACACAUCACUGUCGUGUUCAUGUUCUUCCUGCCCCUCAUCUUCACCUAUGUCCCCUUGGCGGCAGAUUCGGUCAGUAACGACAAGGUUUUUGCCCUCUUUUACACCAUGAUUGCCCCCAUGUUCAACCCUCUCAUCUACACACUGAGAAACACAGACAUGAAGACUGCCAUGAGGAAAGUGUGGUGCCAAGAUCAACUCUCUGAAGGGAAAUGA
Hippopotamus amphibius kiboko is the source of this 930-nucleotide messenger RNA. Its product is annotated as olfactory receptor 4P4-like. Gene Ontology annotation, cellular component: membrane. NCBI's taxonomy places the organism in Eukaryota, Metazoa, Chordata, Mammalia, Artiodactyla, Hippopotamidae. Gene Ontology annotation, biological process: G protein-coupled receptor signaling pathway. The transcript has a single exon. The record is from RefSeq and is a predicted model, not a curated record. Bases 1 to 930 code for a protein of 309 amino acids. Gene Ontology annotation, molecular function: G protein-coupled receptor activity; olfactory receptor activity.